AUGGCGCCCUCCUUCACCUCACGCCCGCGCUCCGGCGAGUCUGGACGCCCCGUCAGCCCUGACGACGACAAUCUGGUCAUCCCCAAUCGCACUUCGUCGCUGCAUUCGCGCAUCACCCAGCCCGUCCCAGGAGCAAUGCCUCAGCCAAAGACGGGCACCCGCACCCCCAAGACAUUGACACACGCGUACAUGGUCUGUGGUGUGGGCAGAGAACCGUCGCAAUGGGUGAAAGCUCCUCCGCCAAUGCAGGGAAAGAUUGGACAUAUGAAGGGUGCGGUUGGACAAUUCUGGCUGCCGGAAAUCCUGGGGAGCAGCCCACGGCUUGAGCAGGACAAUGAGAUUGCGAGGUCACUUCAUUCUGCAAUGAGGGCUUGUUUCCCUCACGAUGUCGAAAUCUGCACUGGUACCACCCAACCCCACUGUGUCCACCACGCUUUUGUACUACAACAAGACUCCUCGCACACAUUGUAUGGCAUUGCCCUGCGAGUGUGGUCCCGCGCGGAUGAGAAGCGCGCAGAGACGAUCCGCGACCUUCGCAAGCGCACUGAAGCCGACUACUACGACCAGCCAAGCGAGACUUACUGGAUUCCAUACUGCCUGUCGUUCCUCUCGAGAUAUCCAUUAUACAACCUGCUGGGAGACUACUUGCGUGGAAUGUGGAUUCACUGGAACAAGGCCACCAACCUUUUCCACGCUGAGGAGGUAUCGCGAAUCCUCAGCUUCCCAGCACCUCGCCUCAAUGACCUGGUUCGCAUCGACAUGAAGGACUACGCACUGUGCUACCAGUUCCCAUCUUCGCCCAAUGGAUUCCAGAACUUCGCCAUGUGGCCCUUGUUCAGCUGUCUGUCAAUUCCAAACAUCGUUGGUGUUUUGGAAGCCGCAGUCUCACCAACACGGCGAAUCAUCUUCAUCUCGAACUACCCGGCUAUGCUUACCGUCGCUACCGAGACUGUUCGUUACAUGGUCCGCGUGUAUGAAUGGAGCGGUCUUUACGUACCAGUCGUCCACGCUCGCCAUGUCAAGGAAUUGGUCCAGGAACCCGGCCCAUACAUUCUUGGUGUCACUGCCGAAUGCCGAACACUCUUCACCGCGCCCCAAGAUGCACUCGUCGUUGACCUUGACCGCAACUUCGUUCUGACCUCGAGUCCACCCAGCGCAUGGAGCGCGAAGCAACGACAGAAGCUCAUCUCACGCAUGACACAAGCUCUCAAUGGUGACGUGGCUCCCACUGGAGUACCACAGCACCUGCGUUCGGCUUACGGCGGUGGUAAACUCAUCCCAGCUGGACGAAUCAUUGUUAUGCGCGGAGAGGUUGAAAGCGUGCAAGAUCCUGGGUGGUGGAAUCAAGACGAGAUCAUGAAGGUUAUGGAUCAUGCCUGUGAGAAACUGGGCAAGAACACCGGUGUCAAGGCCAUGUUUGGCGGAGCACAAAAGAAACCACUCAUGACCAAGGUGUCAAUGCGACACUUGAACGAGAUUGUUCGAGAGCGAAAUCAAUACUCUCGAGAUGCCAUGGAGGCGUGGCAAGACUUCAUCAACCUCAAAGGACGCAUGGAUACCGAGCUUACCAAGGUCACCAAGCGCAACAACUUCUUGGUCGAGGAAUUGGAGAGCUGGAAGCAGCAGUUCCUCAAGUUCCAGGCAUUUGCUGAGCAGCUUACAAAGGAGACCAACGAGCUCAAGAUCAAGAUUGAAGGCCACAAGCGCGAGAAUCGCCGCCUUACAUCUCUCAUCGACCAGCAGAAGGACGACACUGCACGACUUACCGUCCGCUUGUCCGGCACCGAGAAGCAGAGAGACGAUGCCUUGGAAGCGCUUGUACUUCAGCAGGAGAUCGCCGAAGAGCUUGAGCGCGAACGAAAGAGGAACAAGAAAGACCUCUCGGCGUUGCAGCACACCAAUGCAACCCUUCUCAGACAGCGUGACGAAGCCCAGCGGGUUGUCCUGCAUUUGCGUGCCUUGAUUGAUGGCCAAGCCCACCACAUGGAACACAUCGUCAAGACUCUCAACAACCAACCAGAGACCGCCGAGUUCUUGGACGCAGAAGAGGAGUUCGACGAAGAUGGCGAGACCGAAGCCAAGGACACCACCAAAGAGCGAUCCGAAGUGGGCACGAUUCGAGGAGUGUUUGGCUUGGGUUCGAGGACGUCAUCACGGGCAAGCACGCGACAGUCAUAUCGCAUGGAUGGUGAGGAUGCCUCCUCUGCAAUGGAGGCUCGCCUUCAGCAGACUUCGGCUGCUCGCAAGCGUCUUUCUGAACUCAGUAUGACUGACGUCGCAGAUCGACACCUUCGUGACAAGACGGAUGCGAUCGCGUACAUUAUCCGCAACAUCUCCGAGCAAUGCGCCGCCGCCGUCGAAGGUCUCGAUCUCGCACGCCGCGCCGACACCUCGAGUGCUGCCAGUGAAGGUGGUGACGACGAGGAGAAGACUGAGUCGAGGAAGAAGCGUGGGAAGAGGCCAGUCAAGAAUCUCACGCCAGACUCUGCAGAGGGUGAGCAAGAUCAGCAGAGCGUUGCUGGGUCAGAGUCCGAGUUUGGAGAUGGCCGGACGGAGAGCACUGAUUCUUACCUUCACCCUAAGAGGGCAUCGGUCGUGCCACCAACUCCAGACCUCGUCCACGAUCGAAGCUCUACCAGCAUGAGCAUCGGUAGUGAGAGCACAGCUGCCACGCCGCAGAGACACAGCCUGCAGAGCCAGUACAGCAAGAACCACGAGGACAUCCCAGAGGUGCCUACGCACAUCGUCGACCACGAGCACGGUCACACGCUGGAGGAGGUACCGGAGGAGCCAGUAACCAAGUUCAGCACCAACGGUCUGGAGCACCGCCACGACCAGUCCCAGCAGGCGUGA
Zasmidium cellare ATCC 36951 is the source of this 2853-nucleotide messenger RNA. RefSeq lists its product as uncharacterized. Gene Ontology annotation, cellular component: cytoplasmic vesicle. The record is from RefSeq and is a predicted model, not a curated record. The transcript has 3 exons. Lineage: Eukaryota; Fungi; Ascomycota; Dothideomycetes; Mycosphaerellales; Mycosphaerellaceae. Gene Ontology annotation, biological process: regulation of Rab protein signal transduction. Bases 1 to 2853 code for a protein of 950 amino acids.